AUGCUCGCCGCUGGGCGCAUAGCGCGCAUCUCGCGGCCAGCGCUAUGCGCCCAGCGGAAUGCUCGCCGCUGGGCGCGUAGCGCGCAACUCGCGGCCAGCGCUAUGCGCCAAGCUAUGCGCAUUCCGCUGGGCGCAUUGCGCCUCUCUCGCGGCCAGCAAUGCGCUCAGCGGAUUGCUCACCGCUGGGCGCAUUGCGCCUCUCUCGCGGCCAGCAAUGCGCUCAGCGGAUCGCUCACCGCUGGGCGCAUUGCGCCUCUCUCGCGGCCAGCAAUGCGCUCAGCGGAUCGCUCACCGCUGGGCGCAUUGCGCCUCUCUCGCGCGGCCAGCAAUGCGCUCAGCGGAUCGCUCACCGCUGGGCGCAUUGCGCCUCUCUCGCGGCCAGCAAUGCGCUCAGCGGAUUGCUCACCGCUGGGCGCAUUGCGCCUCUCCCUCCAGCGCUAUUCGCCCUGCGGAAUCAGCGCCGCUUGGCGCAUAGCUGUGUUUGCAGGCUUCUUCGCCUCACAGCCAUUCCGCUUUGAGCCAUACGACCUACUCACCAACAUCGUCAAGGCUCGACGACUGAGUGAGGCUCGGGUGGAAGCUGACAGCCAAGAGAAGCGGCCAGGUGGCAGCGGCUCCCUGCUGUCCUACGACACUCCCGAGGGCGCCAAGCAGCUCUCUGCACACUGCCUGCUGCUCACCGUGCCCACAUACGUUGCUGCUGACCUCCUCAAGCCCUACUCGGUGAGCAUUCCCCCUGCUCUCUUGCAAACGUGCCUUGGGCAGCUGCACCCGCGCACCCAGGGGAUCGUCACUCCCCUGGGUACAGGUUAA
Molecule: messenger RNA, 813 nt
Organism: Closterium sp. Naga37s-1
Lineage: Eukaryota; Viridiplantae; Streptophyta; Zygnematophyceae; Desmidiales; Closteriaceae
Source: the annotation of a GenBank genome assembly